Guillardia theta CCMP2712 is the source of this 768-nucleotide messenger RNA. RefSeq lists its product as hypothetical. The transcript has 4 exons. The record is from RefSeq and is a predicted model, not a curated record. Lineage: Eukaryota; Cryptophyceae; Pyrenomonadales; Geminigeraceae. The coding region runs from base 1 to 768 and encodes 255 amino acids.
AUGUGUUUUGCAACCUUAUGCUCGAAAUCUCUACAAGUGACAUCAAGGGAACGUACAGAAGACUUCGGAGAAAAGGAAAGCCUUGACGGCAAGUGUCAGCUGUUGCUGUAUCAUGACGAAGGAUGGAAGCAGAUGGUGCAAGGAGACUUCUCCCUGUGCUGUGGAGCUGUUGUUCACUGCAGCGGGGUCUUUGAAUCUCAGGAGCAGGACAGGAUGAAAAAGGAGCCAAGGCUACGAAGCAUGCUCGUACGUCGGCUGAGAGUUGUGGAUUCUCCACACAGAGAGAUGAGCGAGAGCGGGGGGGUGCGGCAGCAUCCUCUGGUGGAGAGGAUAGCUCGUGAAGGGCACGUGCGCUCUUGUGAUGUUCAGCCUCUCUGCAAGCAGUGGUGGAGGGGAGCGUGUAAGGACGACGGCACGUGCUCGAGGAGACAUUUCUUCCUUGAUGAAGCCGAGCAGGGCAAGUACGACGCAUUGAAGAACAAGUCUGAGAGCAUGAGGACAAUAGAGAGUUUGAUCAAUGCCGACGAUCCUUUCCUUCACGCUGACAAGGCGUCCCGAUCCAAGUCUGACGCUCUCUUCGUGGAUUGGCUGGUGGGCACGUUCGGAGAGGAGGAGCUGAGGAGAGGAGUGGUGGAUGUGGCAGGGGGGAAGGGAGAGCUCAGCUUCUUUCUGCUGCAUCGCCAUGGCGUUGGAAGUUGUAUCGUUGACCCCCGGCCUGUUCGUCUUACCAAAAGUGAGAUGGGGGCGAAUUGUGUGCGAUUGAUAUGA